Encephalitozoon cuniculi GB-M1 is the source of this 819-nucleotide messenger RNA. RefSeq lists its product as uncharacterized. The record is from RefSeq and is marked provisional. Lineage: Eukaryota; Fungi; Microsporidia; Unikaryonidae. The transcript has a single exon. Bases 1 to 819 code for a protein of 272 amino acids.
AUGGUUUUUUGUAUGGGAAGAUUAUGGAGUGUGGUUCCAUGCGGAAGCAGGAAUGAGGAGAAGGUCAUAAGAAGUACAUAUCUAAGGAGCUACGAGACUGUUGGAAGCGAGGACGAUUCUAAUUCUCUUCCAGACAGUGACAGGUUCGACGAGGCGUCUGCAAGAAACAGCCCUCGGAAGAUGAAGGGAAAUAGAGGAAAGGUGUCUGGGCAGACUCGAAAGGCAGGUUCUGGCACAGUCUCCGAACUAAGGAUCAACGAAAAAAAGCGACAGAGGUCGAAAUCCAAUAGUAUAACGGACAGCAACGAGUCCUGGAUCGGUGAGUACGAAGGUACAUCUGGGGAAACGGAGCUUCGAAGCAAGUCCAAGGAAAGAAAGAGAAGCACUAUGAGAUACGAAAAGAAGGAGACGAGAAAGAGCAGAAGGGUUCCUGGGGAGGGCCUUUACAGAGAAGAGAUUGAAAGCGAUGGAAGAUCCUCCAAAACAACUGAUGCAUCUACCCGGAAGGCCGAAAUACUCGAAAAAUACAGAAAUAGGAUAUAUCAUGACAGUAAAAAGCAUCAUGGCCCAGACGAUGUUUCUAUGGAGUCAGAAAUCGAGUCCAAUAACUACGCCAGAGAGAGGAAGUCCUCUGCGAAUGAAUCUAGACAGAGGCUUGAUAGAAGAGACUUCAGUGUGGACGAAAGAGUCCUUCACAAUUUUGAUGACAGCGAAAGUGAAAUCAGCUUCAUAAUGGACAUCUAUGACAGAUCAUCAUUGAAUAGCAGCUUAAGAGAAAAGAUGUUUGAAUACCUAAACCAAAUAGGAAAGAAGGGAUAG